AUGCAGCAAGAUUCCUCAUCCAAAAAACAAUACUCGGCGUUAGCACGUCGUAAAAGAAUGGAAAUACUAAAAGAUAGAAGAAUGAAAAAGCUCAGAGUUCGUGACAAUGGUAUCAACCCCAUUGAAUCCUAUCAAAUGCAUGCUCCUUCACCAAUCACUGAUAUCAGAACACCACUCGCUGUACCAUCAAGGAUUCAUAGCAGAACACCAUUGUCUGAUAUAACAUCAACAACCCUUAAUAAUCCAUCAUGGAUUAAUAUCAGAACACCAAUGUCAAAUGCAACUUCUUCUUUCUUUAAUGAAAGAAAAAUUAGUUUCCAAACACCAGGAUCUGCAAGGGACAACUCACAUACAAUUAAGGGUCUCAGUACUGUUGGAACAAAAGAUAUUGCAGCGUCGGCACGCCGUAGAAGAAAAGUGAUUAUGCAAAGAAAGAUGUCACAAGCCUACAAACUUCGUGAGAACUAUGAUGAAAACAGAGAAAAUGUGACUGGGAUUGAUACCGCAUCAUCUUCACAUUUCAAUAUACCAUUAUCUGAUAUAACCAACUCAUUGUCUAAUCAAGCAAACAAGAACUACUUUGAACAGGCAACUACUUCGGGGCACAAAUUAAAAAAACAAUUGAAUGUGGGUGUUAUUAAAGAGAUGACUGUCAAACUGUUCAAUUAUUUUGGUAAUAAUAACCAUAAUUCAGGUUCUUCAUCUACAAGCAAUAUAACUGUACAAGAACCUGCAACAUUCAGUUCUACUUCAAAUGUUGUGGUUGACAGUGAUCACUCUCGUGAUGAGACAUCGACGGAUGAUUCAGUCAGCGAUAGCUCGUGUGAAUUCAAUGUUGCAGAUGAAAAUUAUGACUCAACUUCCAGCUAUGAUGAUGUAGAACCAAAUGACAACAAUUCUAUAUCCCUUGAUUCUUCUGUCACAGGUUAUUCCGAUAUUGGUGAUCCUAUGGUUGAGUGCACAUAUUGUGGAGCACUUAUGUGGUAUCAAGAAAAAACGGAUAAACGAAAACAUAGUGCGAUGCCUAAGUUCCAGCUAUGUUGUGGAAAGGGUAAAGUUGUGUUACCACUUCUGAAACCCCCACCAUUAUUACUGCAGCGUCUAUUGUUUGAGAAUAAUGAAGCCGAAAGUCAAAAUUACCAACAAUUUUGUAGAUUGUACAACAUGAUGUUUGCUUUUACGUCGCCGGGUUUAAAAGUUGAUAACAGAUUUCAAGGGGGGAGAGGUCCACCUAACAUAAGAAUUCAUGGACAGUCAUGCCAUAGAAUUGGGAGCAUGCUACCUUUAUCUGGACAAUCUCCAAAAUUUGCUCAACUUUACAUUUACGACACCGAAAAUGAGAUACAUCAUAGAAUCGCAGGAAUAGGCAACCCAAAUAUUAUUCCCGAGACAGUUAACAAAUUGAAAAUCAUGUUGGACGAGUUCAACACACAUGCUAAGACUUUUAGGAUUGCAGCCGAUCGAUUAAAGGAUAGUUCUGUACCUGAUCUUAAACUGAAGUUAAUAUCUGAUAGAUCAACAGAUGGAAGGAUUUAUAACCAUCCUACUGUAUCAGAGGUAGCCUCUCUUAUCGUUGGUGACGUUGAUACAGGUACUAAAAGAGAUAUUAUUCUUGAGAGACAAAGUGGACGGCUGAAAAGAAUAAGUGAGUUUCAUCCAAGUUAUUUGGCAUAUCAGUAUCCAUUGUUGUUUCCGUACGGGGAAGAUGGUUUUAGACUUGGUGUGCUUCUUAGGGAAUCUAACACAAAAGGAAAGAUGAAGAGGAAUAAGCUUACCAUUAGAGAAUGGCUUGCUUUUAGAAUUCAAUGCAGACAUAAUGAAGCACAUACGUUGUUGCGAUCAAGAAGAUUGUUUCAACAAUUUUUGGUUGACGGUUUUUCGAUGAUGGAGUCACAGAGAUUAAAUUAUAUUCGAAAGCAUCAAAAAAAGCUUCGUGUGUCUAAAUAUGCCAAUUUGACCGGAUUAGAACACAACGAAAACAACGAAGGAUCAAACAAAGGUAAACGAGUGGUUUUACCGUCUACUUAUGUUGGAAGUCGCAGGUUUAUGGAUCAACUAUAUUUUGAUGGAAUGGCUAUUUGUAGCCAACUUGGUUUUCCAGACCUUUUUAUUACUUUUACUUGCAAUCCAAACUGGCCUGAAAUACAAAGGUUGCUUAGCAAAAUUAACUUGAAUUCUCAAGAUCGCCCAGACAUCAUCUCAAGAGUCUUCAAAAUAAAGUUUGAUGAGUUUUUGGCCGAUCUAACAAAAAAACACGUUUUGGGUAGAGUUAUUGCAUAUAUAUACACGAUUGAAUUUCAAAAGCGGGGUUUACCGCAUGCCCAUGUUCUGUUGUUCAUGCAUCCUUCAAGCAAAUAUCCAACUCCAGAUGAUAUAAACAAGAUCAUUUCAGCAGAGAUACCAAUAGAACAAGAUGAUCCUCAAUUGUAUCAGUUGGUUAGGACACAUAUGAUUCAUGGUCCAUGUGGUUUAGCAAACAAAAAAUCCCCUUGCAUGAAAAAUGGAAAGUGCUCAAAAUACUUUCCCAAGAAAUUUCAAAAUGAAACCAUUGUUGAUCAGGAUGGAUAUCCAGUGUACCGAAGACGGGAUACCGGUAAUACAGUGAUGAAAAAACACAUUCUCCUUGAUAACAGAUAUGUUGUUCCUUAUAAUACAUAUUUGUUGAAGAAGUUUCAAGCACAUAUCAAUAUGGAGUGGUGUAAUCAAAGUACUUCAGUUAAGUACUUAUUCAAGUAUAUUAACAAAGGUUAUGAUAGAAUUACAGCUGCUGUUGUUCAAAAUGACAGCGAAGGAUCUUCUGCAAUUAGAAGUGUUGACGAAAUUAAGCAAUAUCUUGAUUGUCGAUAUGUGUCACCAAGUGAGGCAUGCUGGAGGCUUUUUUCGUUUCCUAUUCAUGGUAGGUCCCCUGCAGUUGAAAGGUUAUUUUUCCAUCUUGAAGGUGAUAAUUGUGUUUAUUAUACCGAUCAUGAAAUGAUUGAUCAGGUACUAGAAAAACCAAGUGUGAAAGAAUCUAUGUUUACAGCGUGGAUGCAAGCGAACAAAACUUAUGAAGAGGCAAGAAAUUUAACUUACUCCCAAUUUCUUUCCAAAUUUGUUUAUGAUAAAAGAUACCGACGAUGGAAACCGCGUAAAAGAGGUCGUACCAUUGGCAGACUAAUUUGGGUCCCUCCGAGUACCGGUGAGUUGUACUACCUGAGAAUGAUGCUAACAGUGGUCAAAGGACCUACAUGCUAUGAGGAUAUUAAAUUUGUGGGUGGAAAGGUUCAACAUAGUUUUAGAGAUGCAUGCUUCGAAAUGGGAUUUCUUAAUGAUGACAAGGAAUAUGUUGCAGCCAUAAAUGAGGCUAAGAAUUGGGGUUCCGGUCAUUUUUUGAGAAAGCUAUUUGUUACUAUGCUACUUUCCGGAACUGUCAAUAGACCGCAUCAUGUAUGGUCAAAAACAUGGAAGACAUUAGCUGAUGGUAUUCUCCACCAACAAAGGCAGAAUACAAAUAGAAGAGAUUUGCAACUUUCAGACACUGAGUUAAAGAAUUUGACACUCAUUGAGAUUGAGAAUAUGUUGCAAUCAAAUCGAAGAAGUUUGCAUGAAUUUAAAGGCAUGCCUUAUCCAGAAUCCUAUGUUACAAAGCAUGUUGGGAAUCGGCUGAUUUACGACGAACUUGAUUAUAAUGCCGAAACCGAAAAACAAAAUUUUGAAGAACUUUUUCGGGCGCUUACAGAUGAACAGCGUUCAAUUUUUAAUAAAAUCAUGGAGGCUGUUAACAACCUGAAGGGAGGUGUGUUCUUUUUACAUGGUUAUGGAGGUACCGGCAAAACUUUCAUGUGGAGAACACUGUCAAGUGCACUUCGUUCGCAAAAAAAAAUUGUUCUUACUGUUGCUUCAAGCGGGAUUGCUUCUUUAUUAUUGCCAGGUGGAAGGACAACCCACUCAAAGUUUAAAAUACCCGUCCCAACACUUGACAACUCAACAUGCAACAUUGAUAAAGACACCGAACAUUCAAAACUAUUUGAGGCAACAGAUGUCAUCAUAUGGGACGAAGCUCCUAUGUCUCAUAAAAAUUGUUUCGAAGCAUUGGAUAAAACCCUUAAAGAUGUCAUGAGCAAAGAUGGUCUCGAGAAUACUAUUUUUGGUGGAAAAGUUGUUAUUUUUGGAGGUGAUUUCAGGCAGAUUCUUCCAGUGGUUCCAAGAGCAGGGCGUUCUGAUAUUGUCCAUGCUUCAAUUAGCUCAUCUUAUGUGUGGGAUUAUUGUCAGGUUUUAACACUGACCAAAAAUAUGAGACUCCAACAAGGAAGAGACGGUACAAGUGCCCAUGAACUUGCAGAAUUUUCAAAAUGGAUUUUAGAUGUGGGGGAUGGUAAGAUUUGUGAACCAAAUGACGGAUUGGUUGAAAUAGAAAUACCUCCAGAGUUAUUAAUAACAAAUUUUGAUGAUCCUAUAAGGGCAAUUGUUGAUAACACAUAUCCUAAUUUGUUGGAAAAAUUUCAAGAUGUUGAAUUUUUACAAGGAAAGGCUAUUCUUGCUUCAACAAUUGAAGUUGUCGACAAAAUCAAUAAUUAUGUAUUAGACUUGCUACCAGGAGAAGAGAAGGAGUUUUUGAGUUUUGACUCCAUUGAUAGAACAGAUACAAGUUAUAAUGAAGCUUAUGAAGUUCUAACUCCUGAAUUUCUAAGUAAGUUAAGAACAUCAGGCCUUCCAAAUCAUAAAAUCAAAUUGAAGGUUGGUACCCCUAUUAUGCUGAUGAGAAAUUUGGACCAAGCUGAUGGAUUGUGCAAUGGAACAAGACUAAUUGUCACAAGGUUUGCAAAUCAUGUCAUAGAGGCAAAAAUCAUGUCUGGUAAGAACAUAGGUAACAUUUUUUACAUUCCAAGAAUGUCUAUGUCGCCUUCUGAUUCACCUUGGCCAUUCAAGUUGAUUAGGAGACAAUUUCCGAUAAUUGUUUCCUAUGCAAUGACUAUUAAUAAAUCUCAAGGCCAGUCUCUUGAUAGUGUUGGAUUGUACUUGCCUACUCCUGUCUUUAGUCAUGGUCAAUUAUAUGUUGCAAUUUCAAGAGUUAAGACCAAAAGUGGCCUGAAAAUAUUAAUUCAUGACAAGGAGAAUGCACCGUGUUCGACUACUACAAAUGUUGUAUACAAGGAGGUCUUCCAAGCACUUUGUUAG
Messenger RNA from Vicia villosa (hairy vetch), 5157 nucleotides. RefSeq lists its product as uncharacterized. Gene Ontology annotation, molecular function: DNA helicase activity. Gene Ontology annotation, biological process: DNA repair; telomere maintenance. Lineage: Eukaryota; Viridiplantae; Streptophyta; Magnoliopsida; Fabales; Fabaceae. The record is from RefSeq and is a predicted model, not a curated record. Bases 1 to 5157 code for a protein of 1718 amino acids. The transcript has 7 exons.